GCAGAGAGGAGAAGUGAUGAAACUGCAGCUGAAGACCCGCCGUCUCUUUUUGGACCAUGAAACCAGCAGGACAUGUUCCUGCCGUUUGGAGGAGCUGAAAUGAGUCUGGAGCGGCUGAACAACCAGUGAAGCUCUGCAGCCGGUCGUCAUGUCCCUGUGGAUGAUCCUGCCUGUCAGUCUGCCCGUCUUCACCAUCACAGGAAUAUGGGUCGUGUACGCGAUGGCCCUCUACAACCAGCACGUCUGCCCAGUUCACAACUGGCUGUAUAACGAGUCCUGUGAGGAGCAGCUUCCUCUGCAGAGAGGACCUGAGCUCUGCUGCAGUCCAGACAACGUCCCACUCAUCAGUAAAUGUGGGACGCUGCCUCCUGAAAGUUGCUUCUUCAGCCUCGUCUGCAGCACCGGAUCCUUCAUGGUGAUGCUCAUCAGCCUGCUGCGUUACGCUCUGGUCAUCGAGAAGAACCAGAACUCCGUCCUGAACACGGCCGGCCUCUCCACGGGCUGGAUCUGUGCUGCCGGGCUCAUCAUGGUGGGAAACUUCCAGGUGGAUUUCGCCAAAGUCCUCCACUACGUCGGAGCCGGAGUGGCCUUCCCAUCCAGCAUGUUGUUUGUGUGUCUCCAGUCGGCACUGACGUACAAACUUGCAAAAACCCAGGAGGAGUACUGGAUCGGUCACUUCAGAGUGGCGAUGGCACUGUUGGCGCUGAUCGCUCUGGUGCUUAGUGGAGUCUUUUUUUGCCAGGAGAGCUUCGCCCUGCAGCACACCUCCGCCAUCUUCGAGUGGGUCUACUGCAUGAUCAUCAUGCUGUUUUACGGGACGUUUGUCUUCGAGUUUGGAGACAUGUCGGCGGACACCCUGAUGGUGCUCACCAGAGGAGGAGGGGUGCACAGCUUCCCCCACUCUGAGCACAAGGUCGAGGUCGGCGGGGGCACCGGCCACCACCAGCCAGAGAAUUUCCUGAUUCUGUAAACGGACUGAAGCGUUUCUGCCCCUCUGGAGUUCGCGGGGAAUCCUGUAAAGUGCAACCAGCACCUCCACUGCACAAACAGAACCCCCAGACGUGACCAAAGACUCUCGAGCUGCGAACCGUUGCACAACGACACACGUGCCUUCAGGAGAGGAGCUGGCUCCGUGUUUGUUUUAGUUCUCCUUAUGUAACGGAUCCCCGGCUGGAGUCGCCUCCUCCGUCCUGGAGGUGCCUCAGAAGUCGCUCCGUGCUGCGGCGGGUUCGUCCGAGUUCAGCCGCUCGGGUUGUUUUACCUCAGGGAGAUUUGUUACAUCACGUCAGCUUUCACUCGUCUCCCAAAAGACUUCAGACAAUCGGAGGACGUUACGGGGCGGCAGUAAACAUUUUCUUUAGUCUGAAGUGCUUUAUUUGUCCCUCUGUCCAAAACAAAAGACUUUUAUGUUCAUUCCUCUCCACCAGAGUCAGAAACGAGAGGGUUUGGUGGUGAGGUUCUUAAAUUUGACACCAAAUGAUGAAUAAAGACGAGAGAUCCAGGUGUUUACAUCUGGAUCUGAUGCACAACUUAGAAGACAUCGUGUUGGUAGAGCUGCAGCCUUAAAGAAGGAAAGCACCGGUGCUGUCACAUGUCCGACAGGAAGACAGAGGAGGACAUCGUGUGGGCUUUGAAGGAAAAGCCUGAAACAGGUUUGUCCAGUCCUGGUCCUCGAGGACCCCUGUCCUGCAUGUUUUAGCUGUUCCUCUGCUCCUCAGCAGGUCUUCAGGUUCUGCAGAAGCCUGUUUGUCACUCGUUGGUGCUUCAAAACAGGAACGACUAAAACAUGCAGGACAGCGGUCCUCCAGGACCAGGGUGGGACACGACUGUCCUAAAGCAACCGCUGGUGGCCUCCAGAGGACAGGAGUGAAGUCUUCUGGUCUUCACAGAAGACUUCCCAACAGAAGGACAGAAGCUACAGCAGAAAAUAAAAACUCAGUGAGAACGGGAGUUUACUAAACGGACAAGAACCAAAAACUGAAGAUCAAGAUGAAGCUUCAAGGGGCCGUUUUGACCCAAGGGCAGCAGGAGGGUCAAUCAGUUCCAGUGCUUCUGCUCAGCUAAAGUUUAGCUGUUCUGUUACAAACAUUACUCUCUUCUAAGUUGUGCAUCAGAUCCAGAUGUAAACACCUGGAUCCCUUGUCCUUUUCACGGUGCAAUGAAAAGAACCGACCCGACUGUUUUAAUACUAUUACUUUGAGCCGGACCGUGUACUUUUACCUAUAAAGCUCAGUAAAAGUAUUUUACGUUUCCGCUCUGCUCUGUUGUUUGUUUCAGUUUGAGGAGGAGUCAGUUUUGAUCAGACGCAGUGAUAUUCUGAGAAAAACGACCUUUUGU
Messenger RNA from Nematolebias whitei (Rio pearlfish), 2337 nucleotides. Its product is annotated as transmembrane protein 150A. NCBI's taxonomy places the organism in Eukaryota, Metazoa, Chordata, Actinopteri, Cyprinodontiformes, Rivulidae. The record is from RefSeq and is a predicted model, not a curated record. Bases 149 to 970 code for a protein of 273 amino acids. The transcript has 8 exons.